AUGGGGAAGCAAGGGUCCCCAAGAAGUCCACGUCCUGAGCCACAGAUUGAUGACGACUUAUCGUCAGGGACUAAAGACUAUGAUCCUUCUAAUGUUGGGAGGAGAAUGCCAGGGGGAGAUAACCAUUUGAAUUCCAAAAUGUUGUUGCUUCAUGGUCUGAGAAACGAUUCUGUGAAAUAUACUACUUGUAAGGGGAGUUUUGUGGGGAAAAAGCAUCUGUGGCUUCGAAAGGACGUCCGUUCAAUCAUUUUUGUGUUUGCUCUGAUGGGCUUCCUUCUCCUGCUUGAUUCUUUUCUGGUGUCCAUUUUUGAUUCUAUGGUUCUUCAGAAUAGUUCAGCUAUAAGAAAACUUCCCGUCCUUGAGGAGGAGGACAGGGAUGCCCACCUUAUGAAAGAAAAAGCACCAGUACAGAUGUAUGACCGACUUCUAAAGUUGGCAAAAGGCGCCCUUGCAGAGAAAGAGUUUAAGCCAGAGUUGUCAACUUUAUGGAAAGAACCAUAUAGGCAGGUUGCUGCAUGGAAACCUUGUGCAGACAGAAAAGUUUCACCAAGCCUAGGGAAAUACAAGAAAGGUAAUGGUUACAUAGUAGUCAGUGCAAAUGGUGGUCUCAAUCAACAACGAGUUGCUAUUUGCAAUGCUGUUGCUGUGGCAUCUCUUCUUAAUGCUACUCUUGUUCUUCCAAGAUUUCUUUACAGCAAUGUAUGGAAUGAUCCGAGGUGCAGCCAAUUUGGUGAUAUUUACCAAGAAGAACAUUUUAUGGAUGUACUGAAGGAUGAAGUAAAAGUUGUCAAGGAACUCCCAUCUCACUUGAAAUCACUAGACCUUGAAGCAAUCGGUAGCCUUAUUACUGAUGCAGAUCUUGUGAAGGAGGCAAAACCCAUUGAUUAUACCACAAGGCGGGCUCCUCAGUUAAUGCACAAGGCCUCAGCAAAGAUAGAUGAAGUUUGA
Molecule: messenger RNA, 948 nt
Organism: Prunus armeniaca (apricot)
Lineage: Eukaryota; Viridiplantae; Streptophyta; Magnoliopsida; Rosales; Rosaceae
Source: the annotation of a GenBank genome assembly